AUGUCUGGGUACUACGAAGUCUACCUCGCGCGAUACAAUCUCGCUAUGCAAGACCCUGAUAUGCCGGGCCCGGGUCCAAGAUUUCACACGGCUAUCUUCGUCCAAACCGCAGCAGACAAGAGUGGCAUCCAGUACCACGUCACGGGUGAUGUCACCUCUGCUGGUGGGAUGAUUUAUACCCCGCAACCACGGCAAUCUGCUGAUUACUCGGGGUCUUUGAACUCGCUUGAUAAACUGGGCGUUACGCCCGUGUCCAAGCAUCCUGCUGAUUGGGAUAGGGUCUUGAGAAGGAUCCCGACGCCGCCCCAGCAGAAGGCGUUCAACAUCAAGACAAUGAAAACCGAACCAUUCAAGACCCAGGCGCCACUGACCUUCUACGAGCCAGGAGAGCCCCGAAGGCCCUUGGUGAAGUGCACUGAAUGGAUUUUGGACCGAGCCAUACCUGCUCUUCGAGCAAACGGGCUAAUAAUUGAACAAUAG
Molecule: messenger RNA, 480 nt
Organism: Penicillium verhagenii
Lineage: Eukaryota; Fungi; Ascomycota; Eurotiomycetes; Eurotiales; Aspergillaceae
Exons: 1
Coding region: 1-480 (159 amino acids)
Source: RefSeq, a predicted model, not a curated record